UUUCAGCAUUUCGUUGCAUCUACAUAACUCAUAAGAUAUGGCCAAUCUCAUGACAGUUCGUCUGCAGCGUGGCGAUGGACAGGCCUGGGGCUUCCGGCUGCAGGGUGGCAAGGACUUCUCCGCCCCGCUGGUGCUACAGAGAGUUAACGGUGGCAGCGUUGCCGACCAGGCCGGUCUGAUGGCUGGCGAUGCGCUGAUCAAGGUCAACGGAACGGAAGUCUUCAACAUGCGUCACAAGGAGGCCCAGGACGUCAUCGUCGCCGCUGGAAACUCGUUCGAGCUGACGGUUUCGAGAGGUGGUUCGACCUGGAAGCCAUCCGUUACACCGACUGGUUCGCUCCCAUCUCCGUCACCGUCGCUACCUAGUAACAUCACUCCGGUGACGAGAACUUCACUCGCAGCCACACCACAGGAGAUGAAGCCCAUCGGUAGCGGUCACAACACUGCCGCCAAACCGUUUGCUGCUGUGAACGGAAACGAUGGACAAAUCAAGAGCAUUGUCAACAACCAAUACAACACCCCGGUCGGUAUGUACAGCGAUGAAACUAUUGCUGAAACGCUGUCCUCGCAGGCGGAAGUCCUCGCCGGUGGAGUUCUUGGAGUGAACUUCAAGAAGAACGAACGUGUGUACUCGCCGGCUAACUCUGAGGUGUACAAGUUGCUGCACGAACAGGGAGAUGAUCCCGAACCAGAUAGUGUUUACUCUAACAAUUUCCAUUACUCGGUCAAUAAACUCGAAUCAGCUUCAUCGCAUUUCUAUGCCACGCAAAGCCACGCCAUCGGUGGCUAUGCGACGGCCGGACGUCUUCCGGUCGGUUCGCUCGUCCCGGGUGCUCGGCCCCGCGGACCGUCUCCGCUGCCACCGCAGAUGCAGGGCCAAGUACCCCGUCCGCCCAUGCCGAAACCGCCGAUGAUGCAGCCCCAACCGCAGCGUCCAGCACCACAGCCACAGCCUGCACCGAACCAGGCGGCUCCACCGAAGGUUGCUUUCCCUCCGCAACAACAACAGCCACAGCAGCAGCAGCAGCAACAGCAGGCUCCAGCACCGGUACCAGCUCCCGGUCCUGUGCCGGCCCCAGGUUCGGCCUUCCGUCCGGCACCGAAUACCGCUCCGAGGUCCGGUAUUCCACCGAAGGUUCACAGCGAGGGCCACAAGACCGGCGUGCAGGCCAUCUCUGCUGCACUCAACGCUCAUGCCAACUUGAACGGCCGCUCGCAGUCACCGUACGGCAGUAAUGUAAGUGCCACCGUCGGCCAAUCGCCGUCUCAUUCGCGAUCGAGCAGCACGACGUCGUCGAGCGGCUAUUGCAACUCGAGCUCGUUAUCGCCGGUGCAAUCGAACAAGGUGUCCCCGUUGCAUUCGCGCACCAGCAGCGAAAACGAGCUGAUCGAUCGCAGCCACAGCAGCAACAGCAACAGCAGCACAUUCGAGCUUACUGGCCAACCAAACCCAGCGUACCCAGCUAGCCCAUCGUCCCCGCUACCACCGCCACCACCACCACUACCGAUGGAGGAAAGUGCCACACCGCGAACGCUCCAGCCGGAGGGGGCCAACGGGUCAGCCGAACCACAGCUGGUGUUCGGUGCCAAUGGGUUGGCCGCCCCUGCUCCGGAGCAGGGCGAAACGCAGCCGGAUGCGGGUGGGUCCGAGAGUGGAACGGUUACGCAAAACGAGUUUGGAUUCUACUACCAGACGAUGGGUGGACGUGUGAUCCGGAGUGUACUCCCACCGGGAAAGAACUCCACCUACAAGGUGAACCAGAACAACAUUACGCCGAAGCCGUUUGGUGCUCCACUUCCGGUGAGCCCACUGGCCCAGGUUCAGCCACCGGCCUCCUAUCCACCGGUCGCCGGCAGCGUGCCGACCCCAUUCUCGGCCGCCCUGGUCGGUGCUCAGGCACCGGCCCCAGCACCGGUUGCGGCUCCGGCACCGGCACCGGCCCCGUUGGCAGCACCAGCCCCGUUGGCAGCCCCAGCCAUGACACCGGCGUCCGUGCCAACUCCACAAGAUGGUAACGAAGAAAACUCUGCCGAGGCAGAAGAAAAGGCUGAAGAAGAGGAAGAAGAGGGCGCACGGGAAAGGAGCGAAUCGCCUGCUCCAGUGUUUGCCUGGCCUCCGAAGCCAGAAGUCGUGGACACGAUUCCAACGGCAACACCGAUCUAUAUACCACCGCCGGAAACGCAGCGUGUCGUUAUCAAACCAAUCACCGUCGUGCCACCGAUGAAGGUGAAAGAAAAAUCGAAAACUCCACCGGAUGGGCCACAGGAGCAGCAGAGCAAGCAGAGUAAGUCCGCGCCGGAAUUGAGCCACCGGGCAGGACCGGAAGAGCAGCAGCAGGAUGAGGAAGACAUGUCAGACUCGUUCGGUAUGACAACGACCACCACCACGACAACGGCAAACUCGGCCUCGUCCGAGGAGUACCGCAUGUACCAGACGCAAACGUCUCAACCGAUCGUGACGUACUACGAAACGCCGCAGUACGAGCUCGAGAAUCCGUUCUCGUCCGGACAGCGUAGCGCACAGGCAAGUACGGGCGCAAUGUCCGACGCAUCCUACACGCACUUCGUCUUUCGCGAUCCUCCACCAGAGGAGGAGGAGGAGGAAGAGGCAAUAGUGGAGGAACCAUCGGAAGAGCAGCCGGUAGCAGCGCCCUCCGCCGACACCGAACGUCCCCAGAAGCGCGUCGAGUUCGUCGACUAUGGUCGUGAGCUGGAGCGUUACGUGCGCGCAGAGCAGGAGAAGGAAGCGCGGCGUCGCGCACUCGAGGCCGAGAUGGCAGAAGCGGCCAAACGGAAGCAGGAGGAACCACCGCACUACACGCUACCCUCGAUUCCGUCGGCCGAACCGCCCCACCUGCCACCCUCGGCCAUCCCUAACCCAACACCGAAACAGUGGCAAUCGGCGCUGGUACAGGCGCUGUGCGUUGCUCCACCCGACCCAAUCCACCUGACCGCGGAACAGAUCGAGGAGGCGAAUUUUAUGCGCUCCCGGAACGAGGCGUACCGGCGCGAGCAGGAGGAGACGAAGAUGCGACAGCUAGAAGCGCUGCGGCGGCAGGUCGACGCACUCGAGCGACGGCUCGGCAAGCAACCGGAACCGGAACCGGAACCGAUACCUGUCGGGCCGCCGCUUGAGGUGCCGCGGAAGGGUGAGGUGAUGGCGAAGCUGCUGGCCACGUCGACCACCCGCUCGCAGCGCUUCCCGCCGCACUACGUACCGGUGGUGCCGCUGCCGGCCGAAACUCAACCCUACUUUCCGCCUCCCCACUCGAUGGAACCGAUCCGGAGCGAGAAGAUAUCAUCCAUGCGCAACGAGUCACCGUUCGUCGAGGCUCUUAAGACCGCUCCGUACACUCCGUUUCAGCAGUUCGGGCGUGAAAUCCCGUCGCAGAUGGAGGACCUGCCCGUGCCGAGCGGGCGGCUGUCGAUGAUGGAUGCGCUGGCGACUGCUCCCGAGCGUCCAUAUACACCGUUCAGUGAAGUUCGCUUCGACCGCAGCUCGGAAGUGUAUCAGGAGAUGGUACGAGAACAACCCUCGGUGCCGGUAGAUCCCGACCGUCAGUGUUCGGCUUUUGCGAACGUUGGUGGCAAUCGUACUCCGAAACCGUUCGUACCGAUCGUACCGGAAAUUCGUGAAGUUCCUCCAGAGGAACCGGCUAAAGAGGAGCGAAGCCCGGAGAAGGCGUCCGACUCUUCGCGUAGGAGUUCUACGGUGGCUGAAGAGACUCGUCGGCUUUCGAAAGUGAUCAGCACCGAAGAAACUCGCCGAAGCUCGCAAGCGGUGGCGCAAACGGUAGAGAGUCGUCGCAGCUCGACCGCGACGGUAGAAAGUCGUCGUACGGAAUCGGGCGGACAGGAUGGCCGUCGCGGUUCGGGAGGUAACGAUUCCGAGCCAACGCCACCGAAAACAGCCACCAAAGAAACUAUCCCACUGUACCCGGGCAGGGACACCCAUCCUCCGGAGCACUACUCUCUGGCACCCAGGCGCGAGACGAGUUCGCCGUUGAAUAAGCCGGCAGAAAUUCCACCGUAUCAGCGCAAAUGGUUCAACCUGCCAACGCAGAAUCCACCCCGUACUCCGGAACCCGAGGAACUGCGCACCAACGUUCCGCUGGCCUUUGUAAAUACACACUCGCACACUGCUAACCUUUCGAAGCCGAUUGCGAAGCCGCCGGCACCUGUAAAUAAGCCGCCAGCACCGUACACCACCAUUCAGAAUCGCACCAUCCCGGUCGUUCAGCCGCAGCCCCCAGAGCUGGACGCCGAGCUGGCGCAGUACAACAGUGCUCAUGCGCGUCUUCAACAUAAAGGUGUCAUCGAUCGUGGCCAGUCGUUCACGCCUUCGCUCAUCCUGACCAAGCAUGCGACCACCAUCCCGUACUAUCAGCACCAGCUCGGCUUUGAGGAGUACUUUGCCGAGGUGAAGGAGUUCGAUGGUCAUACGACGCCUCAGCCGAGUCGCACCAAGUCGCCGGCAUUUGGUCCUCCGCCGAACCCACUCAAGCCGCAUGUGCCUCCAUCUCGGGAGGGCAUUCCGGUAGAGUCGGGACUGUAUCUGUCCAUGGGUAAGCUGCACGGUGUACCGUGGUACGCGAACAAGGACCACGUGCCGGCUGACAUCCAGAAGAAGAUGCAGGAACAGCUGCAUCUGGAGGCAACGCAGCGCUAUGGUCGCAGUGUCCAGCAACAUCAUCAGGAGGUCACGCACCAACAGGUAACAACGAUGAGUAGCAGCGUGACGACUUCUGAGCAACAUCAGCAGCAGCAGCAGCAACAACAGCAACGAAUGUCCAGAGAGCAAGCAUCGGCUGAACGGGCGAUUCAAAGCGCCCAGCAGGUAGGCAAUGCGUUGAUCCAAAAGCGAACGCGCUUCGUAGAGGAGCAUGAAUCUAGUAGCCGCAGUCAAUCCGUGUCGCGUAACGCAAACAGCGAAUCCUCACGAUAUUCUUCCAAAAUCAAGGAAGACGAAGCACCCCAGAAGGGGUUCGUGGCUCAGCAGACGCGCCGCUUCUCGGGCCAGGACGAGGCCCUUAAUAUCCCGCCCCAGCCGACCGAGCAGGAGCAGAAGCAGCAACAGCAGCAGCAGCAGGAACAGGAGCAAGCUGCCCUUAUCCAGCAGCUGCAGGAAGAGCAGCAAAAGCGACAGAUGGCUGCCGCACAACCACCGGUCAAGAAAGCCGCACCACCACCACCAGCUCCAAUUCGUCACGUGGAGCCACCGAUACCGAAACCGGCUCCGCCACCGAGCCACUUCCCCGAGACCGAUCAUUUCGCCGAAGAGUUUGUUGAUCACUUCCCGACCAUCAGUGCGCGGAAGGCAAGCGUGCUGCUUCCGCAGAAACCGGCCAGUGGACGUUCGGAUUGCGCUAGCCCUAGCUCGUUCAAGGCACAGUUCAACGAGUUCAUGAUCGGUGCUGGUCCGAUGCCACCAUUGCCACCGAUGCGCGAAGAGGACGAUGGCGUACCGGCCGAUACGCGGAGCGACACGCAAAAGCUAAUCCAAUCGUGGCCACCGCAACUGCCGCCUCAGGCCACCGCGCCUGUGGCGGUGGCGACUAACACGAAUGCGCCCCCCGUCAACGGUGCGGCGCCGCCAACACCCGGCAGCAAGCCGUCCAGCCGCAGUAACAGCACGGCUUUCCUUGAAUUCCUUAACCGACCCACGUUCAAUCCGAAUACUGAUCGUUCCACUGUCGGUGUAGGUACGAACGCGUUCAGCAAGGGACGGGCGGCGUGCUCUACGUCGGUCCCCAACCGUGGACGGGGCGUGAUGAACAAGGCGGUCGGCCCGGGCGGUCGCGUACCACUGUGCGGAUGCUGUCAGCAGCAGAUCAGAGGACCGUUCAUCACCGCGCUGGGACGCAUCUGGUGUCCGGAUCAUUUCAUCUGCCACAACGCGAACUGCAAACGUCCGCUGGCUGAUAUCGGUUUCGUCGAGGAAAAGGGUGAUCUGUACUGCGAGUACUGCUUCGAGGAGUUUUUGGCCCCACUGUGCUCGAAAUGCAAUGGCAGAGUUAAGGGUGACUGUCUGAAUGCGAUCGGCAAGCAGUUCCAUCCGGAGUGCUUCAAGUGCACGUACUGUGGCAAGCAGUUCGGUAACAGCCCGUUCUUCCUGGAGGAGGGCGACCCCUACUGCGAGAAGGACUGGAACGAUCUGUUCACGACCAAGUGUUUCGCGUGCGGAUUCCCCGUGGAGGCCGGUGACAAGUGGGUGGAAGCGUUGAACAACAACUACCAUAGCCAGUGCUUCAACUGCACCAGCUGCAAAAAGAACCUCGAAGGACAGAGCUUUUUCGCGAAGGGUGGACGUCCGUUCUGCAAAAAUCACGCUCGCUAAUCGGUUGGA
Anopheles maculipalpis is the source of this 6346-nucleotide messenger RNA. RefSeq names its product PDZ and LIM domain protein Zasp-like. Gene Ontology annotation, molecular function: actin binding; muscle alpha-actinin binding. Gene Ontology annotation, cellular component: filamentous actin; stress fiber; Z disc. The coding region runs from base 38 to 6337 and encodes 2099 amino acids. Lineage: Eukaryota; Metazoa; Arthropoda; Insecta; Diptera; Culicidae. Gene Ontology annotation, biological process: actin cytoskeleton organization; muscle structure development. The record is from RefSeq and is a predicted model, not a curated record. The transcript is spliced from 14 exons.